UAUUUUGGAAAGAGGUGCAAAGAAGACCGCAGAGAUGAAUGAAAAGCUCUCCAAGAUGGGUGAAAGCUCACUUAGAAACUUUACAAUGGAUACAGAGUCCAGUGUUUAUAAUUUUGAAGGAGAAGAUUAUAGAGAAAAACAAAAGAUUGCAUUCACAGAGUGGAUUGAACCCCCUAAACGAGAAAGAAAAGCCAACUAUGCUGUCGAUGCUUAUUUCCGGGAAGCUCUUCGUGUUAGUGAACCUAAAGCACCCAAGGCUCCUCGACCACCUAAACAACCCAAUGUUCAGGAUUUCCAGUUCUUUCCCCCCCGUUUAUUUGAAUUACUGGAAAAAGAAAUUCUGUAUUACAGAAAAACUAUUGGGUACAAGGUACCUCGAAGUCCUGACCUACCUAAUGCAGCCCAGGCACAGAAAGAAGAACAGCUUAAAAUUGAUGAAGCUGAGCCUCUUAAUGAUGAAGAGUUAGAGGAAAAAGAAAAGCUUCUAACACAGGGAUUUACCAAUUGGAAUAAAAGAGAUUUUAACCAGUUCAUCAAAGCUAAUGAGAAGUGGGGGCGUGAUGAUAUUGAAAAUAUAGCAAGAGAAGUAGAAGGAAAAACUCCAGAGGAAGUCAUUGAAUACUCUGCUGUGUUCUGGGAAAGAUGCAAUGAGCUCCAGGACAUAGAGAAGAUUAUGGCUCAGAUUGAAAGAGGAGAGGCAAGAAUUCAAAGAAGAAUAAGUAUCAAAAAAGCACUUGACACAAAGAUUGGACGGUACAAAGCACCUUUUCAUCAGCUGAGAAUAUCUUAUGGUACUAACAAAGGAAAGAACUAUACUGAAGAAGAAGAUCGUUUUCUGAUUUGUAUGCUUCACAAACUUGGAUUUGACAAGGAAAAUGUUUAUGAUGAAUUGCAACAAUGUAUUCGCAACUCUCCUCAAUUCAGAUUUGACUGGUUUCUUAAGUCCAGAACUGCAAUGGAGCUGCAAAGGAGGUGUAAUACUUUAAUUACCUUGAUUGAAAGGGAAAACAUGGAAUUAGAAGAAAAGGAGAAGGCAGAGAAAAAGAAGCGAGGACCAAAGCCUUCGACACAGAAACGUAAAAUGGAUGGAGCACCUGAUGGUCGGGGAAGGAAAAAGAAGCGAGGACCAAAGCCUUCGACACAGAAACAUAAAAUGGAUGGAGCACCUGAUGGUUGGGGAAGGAAAAAAGAAGCUAAAACUAUGAAUACAUAUUUGUUUCAUAAUCACUAACUUUAAACCAGUAGUUCUUUAAUUUACGGGUCUUCAUAAGAUGUACUGUACAAUGCUCAAUUGUCAUUCAAAGACAUCAGGUUCAUCUGUUUACUGAGCUAGAAACAUAGUAUGUAGUUUCACUUUUUUAAAUGCAACAGCUGUGCUGAAAUUUUUUUUAUCAUUAACACUUGAAGUAAUAAAAUAGGCUUCGUUUAUUAAUAAAUGUUUCGUUUGAUUUAUUUUUCUAUAUAGUUUCAUUUGUGAAGAUUGUGAGUUUGUUUACCAGCUAUAAUUUUUACAAUUGUUAAGGCUUAAAAACAAGCACAUUCGUUACAAAGAAGAAAAAAAUUGCUAAUAACAUUUGUCCCUCGGUCUUCACUUAGUUGUGUAAUUGUUUUAAUUCGCAUUGCCUUUGCAGAAAAUUUGGGUAUUUUCUUUGUAGUGCUAUUGAGUCUCAUCUGGAAAGAUUAUGUAAAUUGCAUUCUCCUUGCUUAUUGUAGAAUGGGCAAAAAAAGGCAAGACAAAUUAUAAUGAAAUUCUAUGCAUAUUUCUGUUAUGCUUUCUGUUUCUGUAGAUGGUUAUAAAGUGAAUAUUCCCUAUUCUGUUGGAAGAAUGGCCUUUUAGUUGUGUAGCCAAAGACAUUUAGUAUUUUCUGGCUCUUUAAGGUAUUGUACCAUUUUGUAAAAGGAGUAUUAUUUUUUUUAAUUAUUUGGUAAAUA
Tupaia belangeri chinensis (Chinese tree shrew) is the source of this 1932-nucleotide messenger RNA. RefSeq names its product SWI/SNF-related matrix-associated actin-dependent regulator of chromatin subfamily A member 5-like. The transcript is spliced from 11 exons. NCBI's taxonomy places the organism in Eukaryota, Metazoa, Chordata, Mammalia, Scandentia, Tupaiidae. Gene Ontology annotation, biological process: nucleosome organization. Gene Ontology annotation, molecular function: DNA binding; ATP-dependent chromatin remodeler activity; nucleosome binding. The record is from RefSeq and is a predicted model, not a curated record. Bases 35 to 1231 code for a protein of 398 amino acids. Gene Ontology annotation, cellular component: nucleus; chromatin.